AAACGGUUUCAGCUCGUGGACGCGAGAUCCGUGGGUCGAUUCAGAGGAAUCGAACCCGAACCGCGUGACAAUACAGAACCGGGUCACAUCCCUGGUUCUGUCAGCAUGCCAUUCCCGGGCUUUCUGUCCCAGUCCGGAGAGGAGAAAGAUCCGGAUCAGCUCCGGGAGAUGUUCCGGAAGGCUGGCGUCGACCUGUCGCGACCCCUCUGCGCGACCUGCGGGUCAGGGGUCACGGCGUGUCACGUGGCCCUGGCUGCCUUCCUGUGCGGACAGGAAGAGGUGGCGAUCUACGACGGGGCGUGGUCAGAGUGGUAUACCAGAGCCACGCCCGAACAUGUGAUCUCUGAGGGGCGGGGCAAGCAUCUGUGAACCGGACCGUCAACCAGGCCCGCAGCGGGGAGGCGAAUCACAGACUCCCGUCGCACAGCAGUGUGAUCCAGUCCAGGUUUUACUGCUACCAGCUUGAUCAGCCCCCAGUGUGUCUAGCUAACAAGCUCAGGUGUGUCUUAUUAUUAAACUCCUCGUGAAACCAGGACUGGAUCACACUGCUGUGCAGCGGGAGUCUGAUUCCCAGCCCUGUAGAUAGACUUUGGUUGAAGGAGGUUUGUAGCUGAUUAUAUAGUGAAGAGAGCUACAGGAUAUUGCUGGGAACUGUGGGAUAUUUAGACAGAGAGAUCAGGGAUGGGAAUCAGACUCCUAUCGCACAGCAGUGUGAUCCAGUCCAGGUUUUACUGCUACCAGCUUGAUCAGCCCCCAGUGUGUCUAGCUAACAAGCUCAGGUGUGUCUUAUUAUUAAACUCCUAGUGAAACCAGGACUGGAUCACACUGCUGUGCAGCAGGAGUCUGAUUCCCAGCCCUGAAUCUAUAACACCAGAGAUGGCAUGGAUUCCAGCAUAGAAUUUUUUUGAAAAUGACGGGGUUAGAUUCAAAAUUAUAUUUUGUUAAAAUGAUUAUUUGGGGGAAUAGAGGGAAGUCAAAAGUAAUAUUGUAAACAUAAUAAAAAAUACAUGAUUUUUAUUGUU
Molecule: messenger RNA, 1022 nt
Organism: Acipenser ruthenus (sterlet)
Lineage: Eukaryota; Metazoa; Chordata; Actinopteri; Acipenseriformes; Acipenseridae
Product: 3-mercaptopyruvate sulfurtransferase-like
Exons: 2
Coding region: 106-369 (87 amino acids)
Biological process (GO): transsulfuration
Cellular component (GO): mitochondrion
Molecular function (GO): thiosulfate-cyanide sulfurtransferase activity
Source: RefSeq, a predicted model, not a curated record